AUGCUCCCUUCAAAAUUAUUCCACUCAAGAUGGGCCAUCGAACAAGAGUCAGAAGUCAGGAAUUUCGCCAAACUAGCUUUCAUAUCACCGCUAGUUAAAGAGGAUGAUCUCCUCCUUAGAAAUCAUAUUGGUAUCCCUGACAUUCAGGCACUAAUGGCCCCUGAAAUUGAUCCAGCACUGUUAUCCAUUACAGGAAGCAGUGUCUCUGCGGAUCGCAUGGAUCAGACAUUUCGCAAUGUACAAUUUAAAAUUGCAGAUGCUGUUGGUCCCCUUCUGCUUAUGUUAUAUAAGGCAGAGAAGGAGGCAUCCUCUCAUAACCCUUCCCUACCAGCUUUACUGGCUUCUAAAAUGGCACUUCUAAAAGCUUCCAGCAGAGCGGUGCUUAUUAUCGGUCAAUCCUUCAAUUAUAUUUCCAAUAUUCGCAAAACCCGCUGGCUGCUUGCAGCAGGGAUGUCUGAUUUGGCACCUAAAUCACAUGAAUUCCCUAAUUUUGAAAACGCCUUUCUAUUUGGCCCCUCUUUUAUACAAGAGGUGAAAGGACGAUAA
This is a messenger RNA of Pelobates cultripes (western spadefoot toad), 546 nucleotides long. Lineage: Eukaryota; Metazoa; Chordata; Amphibia; Anura; Pelobatidae. The record is from the annotation of a GenBank genome assembly.